Messenger RNA from Emys orbicularis (European pond turtle), 1776 nucleotides. It is a transcript of the gene ICAM1, whose product is annotated as intercellular adhesion molecule 1. Lineage: Eukaryota; Metazoa; Chordata; Testudines; Emydidae. Gene Ontology annotation, biological process: cell-cell adhesion. Gene Ontology annotation, cellular component: plasma membrane. Gene Ontology annotation, molecular function: integrin binding. The record is from RefSeq and is a predicted model, not a curated record. Bases 1 to 1776 code for a protein of 591 amino acids. The transcript is spliced from 7 exons.
AUGGCAAAGAGCAGCAGCUGGGUGCAGCCCCCCUCGGGCCGCAGCGCAGACCGCCCGGCCCUGUCCAGCCAAAACAGCCUGCGCCUCGCCAAGGAGUGGUCCCCGCCAGGGAAAGGGGCUUCCAGGGCUGAGCUCACCCACUUGGGCUGUGGGUCUCGCAUGCUGCUUUGCCGGGCCGCGCAGGGCUCGUUUGAGGUGAGCGUUUCGCCGGAAGCUGCCGUGGUGGAGCACGGAGGGUCCGUCUGGAUAAACUGCAGUACCACGUGCCGGGAUCCUGGUGCCAAGGGCGGUGUGGAGACCUCGCUCACCAAAACCAAUAGUAAAAGUGGAGCCGGGUGGGAGGCCGUUCUCCUAACCAAUAUCAAGGAGUGGGUGUCGUCCCCUCAGUGCUACUUCAUCUGCGGUGGAAAUACGAUGGUGGCGUAUGCAAACAUCUCCGCUUACCGGGCGCCAGAGCGGGUGGUGCUGGAGCCGCUCCCCGAGAUGGAGCUGGGACAGGCCUAUAAGGUGAUGUGCCGGGUUCUGAACGUGGCUCCAGUCACACACCUCACCGUGACCCUUCGCCGGGGGGGACAGACCCUGCACACGGAGACCUUCCAAAACCACACCGGGGCCGGACCCGACGACGUCACGGUGAUCACGGAGAUCACCCCUCAGCGACGGGACCACGGGCAGGAGAUCACCUGCCACACAGCCCUGGACCUGACACCGCACGGGCCCCACUUCAAAAACAGCUCCUCUGCGGUGGAACUCAAAGUUUAUGAUCUCCCGGAGAAGCCCCAGCUCCAAACCUCCCUCUAUAUCGAGGUGGGCACCAGGGCGACCGCCCGCUGUAGGGUGGCCGGGGUCUUCCCCGUCGCGGGAGAGGCCCGGUUCAACCUGUCCUUUGGGGGAGAAAGCCUGAACUUCACCGUCACCACGUCGGGCGACACGGCCACCGCCCAGGGCGAGGUUCGGUCCCCGUCCCCGGGACAGCACCAGCUGACGUGCAUCGUGUCCGUGGGGCCCGUGUCCAGAGCCGCAGGGCAGAGCAUUCUCGUUUACCGUCUCCCUGAGCCCGUCCUGGAGGUAACCGAGUCCCGGACCCUCGUUAACAGCAGCGUGACCGUUACGUGCCGUUCUCCUGAGGCCGACCCCCCGGGCGUCCUGCUCCAGCUCAGAGAGGCCGAGCGAGGCCUGGUCUCCAGCGCCCCCGCCCAGCCCCAUGUGCAGUUCCAGCUGACGGCUGGCGAGGAAGACGACGGGAGGGAGUUCACCUGUGAAGCAAGGCCUGGCUCCGGCAUCCCCGCCGUGAAACGCACGUCUGCCAGGCUCACUGUCCUCUACGGGCCCAGGAUGGACGACUCCGGCUGCCCCAGGGAGUGGAUCUGGAAGGAGGAGACGGAGCAAACCUUCUCCUGCCUGGCCCGGGGGAACCCAGCGCCAGACGUGGUGUGCACGAAGGACGGGGUGCCCGUCAGCAUCGGGGUGCAGCGGCAGGUCAGAAGAGAGGACGCCGGGACCUACCACUGCAAAGCAUCCAACGCGCACGGCUCGGCCAGCCGGGAUGUGACCGUCCAGGUGGAGUAUCUCAACAUCCUGGUGUUGGCACUGGGGCUGGUAGGUGUGUUUGCUGCUCUGACCGGACUAGGCGUGGGGGGCUACAUGUACUACCGCUCCACGAGAAUCCGAAAAUACCGGCUCAAACAGCAGCAGGCCAAGCAGGGGAAGCCGGCCGAGCAGAUGAGCCUGAACGGGGCCGUACAGAACACACCUGAACUGGAGCCCAGCGUCUAG